Messenger RNA from Bursaphelenchus xylophilus (pine wood nematode), 804 nucleotides. The record is from the annotation of a GenBank genome assembly. Lineage: Eukaryota; Metazoa; Nematoda; Chromadorea; Rhabditida; Aphelenchoididae.
AUGGGUUCAAUCUACUACAUCUUCGUGAUAAACCGAGCCGGCUCCCUAAUUUAUGACUAUGAAAACCAUGAGAACGACGAGAAAGUGAUUGAUCGCACGUUGACAUGGCCAACUGGAAUGGUAAUAGAAUUAAUUGAUCAGAGGCCGACAGUCGUAUUUGGAGAAAGAGAUGGAGUUCGGACGAGAUUUUGGGUUAAUUCGGUGAACGGAAAACCCAUAAAGAGUGAGUGUUCUGUUUUUUAUGUUCUUUGUUUAGGUCCAAAGAUAACUAUUGAGAACACUUAAUUUCCUUUUUUGUCAUGAAAACCCCAAAUUUUGAUAUCAGUUAUAUUGCACUUGGCAAUUUCAGACAAUCGCUUCACAGACGAAGAUGAGGUGGAACGAAACUUCAUCGACUAUAUCAACGAUGAAGCCAACUAUCCAGUCCGGCUCUCCUUUUCUCCUCCAUCCCUCACAGCGAACGAAAAAAUAAUUUUAUCUUCAAUGUUCCAUUCCCUCUAUACCAUUGCCAGUCAGUUGAGCCCCGUGGUCAAAAGCUCAGGAAUAGAAGUUCUGGAGACUUCCCAGUUUCGCCUACAUUGUUUUCAGACCAUGACUGGCAUCAAAUUCAUAGUGGUUGCAUCUCCAAUCAUCGAUCGACCGGUGAAUAAGCUGCUCAGAAGGAUCUACGAACUAUACGCAGACUUUGCGCUGAAGAAUCCUUUCUAUUCGAUUGACAUGCCUAUCAGGGCGGACAAGUUCAAUGAAGCCAUUAGGAAUGUGGUUCAACAGCAUGAGAAACAGCCAGCCGUUCAGAAUGUGUAG